Zygotorulaspora mrakii is the source of this 1026-nucleotide messenger RNA. RefSeq names its product Yea4p (gene YEA4). NCBI's taxonomy places the organism in Eukaryota, Fungi, Ascomycota, Saccharomycetes, Saccharomycetales, Saccharomycetaceae. Gene Ontology annotation, molecular function: UDP-N-acetylglucosamine transmembrane transporter activity. Bases 1 to 1026 code for a protein of 341 amino acids. The transcript has a single exon. Gene Ontology annotation, biological process: transmembrane transport. Gene Ontology annotation, cellular component: Golgi membrane; endoplasmic reticulum membrane. The record is from RefSeq and is a predicted model, not a curated record.
AUGUUCCAAAGUGCACUUUUUUCUGUAUUUACUGUUUUUGGCGGCUGCUGCUCGAAUGUUUUGACGUUGGAAAGCAUUGUUUCCACUCAUGAACUGCCAAUCGGAAAUACGCUCACUUUGUUCCAAUUUUUAUUAGUGACUAUUGAAGGACUGUAUUCAUUUGGAGAUUUUAAGAGAGGGUUCCCUUUUUUAAAGCCAAUGCAAAUACCUUUGAAGGUCUACGUUGUUUCGGUUUUACUUUUUUUUGUGAGCUCCAUCACAAAUAACAGUGUUUUUAAUUAUGGUAUUUCAGUUCCGCUUCAUAUCGUAUUUAGAAGCUCCGGGAUUGUCAUAACCAUGCUUAUGAGCUGGCUUUUCAAUAAUAAACGUUAUUCUAGGCUUCAGGUAUUUUCAGGCCUCCUAUUGACGAUUGGUACGAUAAUUACUUCAGUAUUUCAAGAUGGUAACGUCAGCUGUGGAAAUAGACAGCCUUUUUCUGACUUAAAGAGAGACCAGAUGGUUUUCAGGCUCAAGUUCCUCAAAGGCAUUGCUCUAUUAACAUUAUCUUCAGUAUCGUCUUCAUCAUUGUCAAUUUACACUGAACGGGCAUACCAAAAAUACGGAAAACAUUGGAGAGAAAACUUAUUUUAUACACAUGCUUUGUCACUUCCAUUAUUUUUAAUCCAGUACAGACAGUUACUUAAACAGCUUUUUGUUUUGAAAGAAUCAGAUAAGAAGACCAUAUUGACAAUUUAUAAUGUUCCACUUACGUUAGACAAAAAACGUUUACUCCUUGCAAACAUAUUUUCUCAGCGAGUAUGUAUAAAAGGCGUUAAUAUAUUGGCAAGUAAAACUAAUGCCUUAACCCUAUCUGUCGUCCUACUCAUAAGAAAGUUUUUGAGUCUCUUACUGAGCCUUUACAUAUUUAGCAGUGAGCUAUCGUUGACAAGCUACGUAGGGAUUGCUUUAGUAUUUACGGGCGCACUCGUGUAUGCUAUAGCCCCGAACAUAGAAAGUAGCAAUGCCACACAUAAGAAGGAAAAUUGA